AUGAACCCUUAUAACUAUUCUUCAAUCCCUUUUGUUUGCAAUUUUAAUGACUAUGAUCCACUGAAAGAAAUAUCAAUAUAUUUUGUAACCCUGAUAUAUCAAGGAAUAGGAUUAUUUCUGCAUUUAUCAAUUAUCAGAAUUAUCGUUUUAAAAGAAAGAAAAUACUAUAGUAGAAGUUCUUUCUUUCAGAUUUUCGUGUCGGAUUCCAUAGAAAGCUCUAUUUUGAUCCUUACUUCACUCCUGAAUCGUCUUGUAAUCUACGUUCCGCAACUUUGUCCAGUUAUUGGACCAUAUUUUUGGGAACCAUCAGUUUUGUUAAAGUUUGUAUAUGUCAUCCUAUUCCGUCAGGCAUCCUAUUCCGUCAGGCAAUUUUAA
Molecule: messenger RNA, 375 nt
Organism: Caenorhabditis elegans
Lineage: Eukaryota; Metazoa; Nematoda; Chromadorea; Rhabditida; Rhabditidae
Source: the annotation of a RefSeq genome assembly